This is a messenger RNA of Acipenser ruthenus (sterlet), 1275 nucleotides long. It is a transcript of the gene thoc6, whose product is annotated as THO complex 6. The record is from RefSeq and is a predicted model, not a curated record. Bases 188 to 1186 code for a protein of 332 amino acids. Gene Ontology annotation, cellular component: THO complex; transcription export complex. Gene Ontology annotation, molecular function: protein binding. The transcript is spliced from 13 exons. NCBI's taxonomy places the organism in Eukaryota, Metazoa, Chordata, Actinopteri, Acipenseriformes, Acipenseridae. Gene Ontology annotation, biological process: mRNA export from nucleus.
AAACUACAGGUUCCCAGCAUGCCGCCGCGGCGCCUUUGACGUCAUCGGCGAGCGGCCCUCUUUGAGAAUCCGCGCGGCUGUCUUUUUGUCGUCGUUUUCAUUGCAAACAUUUUCUUUUAAGUAUAUUUAUAAUUAAAUUACACACUACUGUAGAUAAAAGGAUAUCAAAUCACCGAAGACUGCAACUAUGGGACCAAACGAGUUUGAUCCACAGCGUUCACUUCAAGUUUUACACAUGACUGUUUUCUCUCAGAGUUUUUCGCCCUGUGGAAAAUUCCUCGCCGCGGGAAACAACUACGGAGAAAUCGGAGUGUUCAGUCUGUCUGCAGCUUUGGGUCCUGAAGCCACAGAAGACAGCAAGACUCCAAUUGUAACAUUUAAAGCUCACGAUGGUCCAGUCUACAGCCUGCUCUCCACAGACUCCCAGUUACUGAGUGCUGGGAAUGGAGAGGUGAGAGCCUGGAACUGGGCUGAACUGGUUGAAGAAGGUGAUAAAGCAGUGUGGAGUCGCAAACCACAAUACAAGACCAGUCUAGAGGUUCCUGAGAUCAACGCCAUGAUCAUCAACACGAAGGAUAACUCGUUGCUGAUGGCUGGGGGCGACAAUAAGAUCCACGUCAUGGAUCUGGAGUCCGGCGACUUCAAGAUGGUGUUGGAAGGGCAUUCUGAUUAUAUCCACUGUCUGGCUCUGCGUGACUCUGCUGGCGAGUGUCUGUCGGGGAGUGAGGAUGGAGCCGUCCGCAUCUGGGAUUUCCGAACAGGCCGCCAAGUCCAUUCGAUCGAAGUUUUUAAAUACCAGGAAUGCUCCAGGCCUCAGUAUGGAAAAUACAUAAGCUGCCUGACGACGGAUUCUGAUUGGAUGCUGUGUGGGGGGGGCCCCUCCCUCUCGCUCUGGCACCUCCGCUCCGUCACCCCGACCACAGUGUAUCCCGUCCCGGGCUGCCAGAGAGAGGCCUGCUUCCACCAGGACCUGGUGCUGUCGGUGGGGGACGGCCCCUUCGUGUCUCACUGCCACCUCAGCGGAGACGUGAAGGCGAGGAUCCCCUGCACCCCCCCGAGUCUGUACAGCAUGAGACUGAACUACAGCUCCCAGGAGCACCGGGUCCUGUCUGUGGCGGGGAGCAGCGGCAAAAUUGAUAUCUUCACCAACUUUGGGUACCGAGCAUUCUCCUUGACUUUCACCUGAGCUGGGACUGCGAGUUGCAAAAUUAAAAAAAAAAAGUGUUUUUUUUGGUUGUUGUUGUUUUAUAAUAAAUGUUUGUCUUGUUUUUCAAA